AUGGCCACCCCCAGUGUUCUCACCUUUGACGCUGAGGGUCGGGCUGUUGACUUUGAGGUCUGGGUAGAUGAUCUGCAGCUUUUCCUACAGUGCGAUAGGGCAGACGGUCUCUCCCUCUUUGACCUCACUUCUGGUGCCUCUCCUCCCCCUGCUGCUGAUGCUGACGCCACUGUUCGCUCACAGUGGGCCACGCGCGAUGCUGCUGCCCGCCUUGCUGUGCGCCGCCACUUGCCGACCGCUGAGCGUGCGCACUUUAGUCAGUACAAGAGUGCUAAGACCCUGUACGACGCUGUAGUUGCACGCUACUCUUCCCCUGCCACUGCUGCGCUUAGCCGCCUCAUACUGCCGUACCUCUUCCCUGACCUCGCCGCUUUUCCCACUGUCGCUGACCUCAUUACGCACCUUCGCACUAGUGACAUUCGCUACCGCGCUGCGCUUCCUGCUGAGUUCUGCGCCAAGAACCCCCCCCCCAUGUACAUCACCCUCUACUACAUAGUCACCCGGCUCCCUGACACCCUUCGCUCGGUCAGGGACCACUUUCUCUCUGUUUGCCCCACCACUCUCACCGUUGACCUCCUCGAGGAGCGUCUCCUAGCAGCAGAGCAGAGCAUAGUUGCUGUAGGAGCCUCUCGUGGUGACCCUCGUACCCCUGUCUUUGAGGGCGGGAGACGCCGCUCAGGCAAGGGCAAGGGGGGCAAGGGCGUUGGGGGAGCUGGCGGAGGCGGUGGAGGCGGCAGUGGAGGGAGCGGAGGGAGUGGGGGUGGCGGUGGGAGUGGUGGUGGGAGUGGGGGCACUAGUGGAGGCAGUGGCGGCGGAGGAGGAGGCGGUGGUGGAGGUAGCGGCGGCGGAGGUGGAGCGGGUCGGGGCGGCUCUACGCAGAGGGUCGGCUCCGGUGGUGGUCAGCGCCAGCAGCAGCAGCAGCAGCAGCGUGGUCGUGAGACCCCUUCCCCCCAGCAGCUUCGUGAGUGGUACACUGCUCGUCAGCGGGGCGGGGGUGCUGGCCCCUGUACCUACGUUCUCCGUACCGGCGACCGCGCGGGUGAGCAGUGUGGGGGGGCGCACUCCACCCAGCGCUGUUUCGGCCGUCUGACGGACGCUUGGCGUCACCAGUUCCCCGACGCUACUGAGAUCCCUCGCUGGGGCGAGCUGUCUAGGGCGGGUGUUGCGAUCUUUGAUCUUGAUUAUGAUGCUAUUCUUGCUGCCAUGUAUGCUGUGACUAUUAGUGAUGAGGGUGACUGUUACCGGUGUUUUCCGCCUGACCCGGGCAUUGAGGCUGCUGCUCUAGGUGCUUGUGAGGCUGCUGCUCUAGGUGCCAGUGCGUCUGCCGCCCCAGGUGCCGGUGAGUCUGCGCUCUCAGGUACUGCGUCGUCUCCGGACACCCACACCUUCACCCUUGACUCGGGUGCUUCCCGCUCCUUCUUCCGAGACUGCACCACACUCACGCCGCUUAGUCGGCCAGUGGCGGUCUCCCUGGCAGACCCCUCUGGGGGCCCUGUCCUUGCCCGCUUCUCCACUGUCCUACCGUGUCCGGCGGCCCCUUCUGGCACCCUGUCAGGUCUUUACCUCCCCUCGUUCUCUACGAACUUGGUGAGUGGUGCUGACCUCCAGGAUGCAGGGGUUCACCAGUUCACUCCUGCGAGUCAGCGAGUGACCCACUGUACCUGUGCUCGGUCGGGCCGUCACUUGGCCACGUUUACCCGUCAGCCGGGGUCGAGCCUGUACACACUGACCACUGAGUCUCCUCCAGUCGCUGAGUCUGCUCAGGUAGCAGCGUCGGGUCAGGUGUUUGCUGCGGCGUCCAGGUCUGGCCCUGAGUCUGCCCCCUGCUCGUGUCGUCUCCUGUCCCACCGGACUCUCCUCUGGCACCACCGCCUUGGUCACCCCUCCCUGCCUCGUCUUCGAGGCAUGGCUUCCCGUCUUCUUGUCUCUGGCCUCCCCCGGUCCCUCCCUCCCCUUCCUCCGGGGCCUGCCCCCACCUGCGUUCCCUGCGUCGAGGGGCGGCAGCGCGCUGCUCCUCACUCCUCCGAGUUUCCUCCGACAGAGGCUCCGCUGCAGACGCUUCACAUGGACGUGUGGGGCCCAGCCCGCGUCCGUGGGCAGGGUCACGAGCGUUACUUCCUGUUGGUGGUUGACGACUACUCGCGUUACACCACAGUCUUCCCCUUGCGCAGCAAGGGUGACGUCACUGAGGUGUUGAUCGCCUGGAUCCGCGCAGCUCGUCUCCAGCUCAGGGAGAGUUUCGGCUCGGACUUUCCUGUUCUGCGUCUGCACUCUGACAGAGGCAGAAAGUUCUCCUCUGACCUUCUGCGGGCCUUCUGUCGUGCACGAGGCAUCCGCCAGACCUUCACGCUUCCGGACUCUCCACAGCAAAAUGGGAUUGCUGAGCGCCGCAUUGGCAUGAUCAUGGACGUCGCUCGUACGUCCAUGGUCCAUGCGGCUGCCCCCCAUUUUCUGUGGCCGUUUGCGGUUCGGUACGCGGCACAUCAGAUCAACCUUCACCCCUGGGUCUCCAGGCCGGAGACCUCCCCUGCUUUACUGUGGACGGGGAAGGCUGGCGAUGCGUCUGCAUUCCGGGUCUGGGGAUCUUGGGCGUUUGUCCGCGACUUGUCUGCGGACAAGCUGUCCUCUCGUGCUGUUCCCUGCGUCUUCCUUGGCUUCCCUCCUGACGCGCCAGGCUGGCAGUUCUACCACCCCACCUCGCGCCGUGUUCUGUCCUCCCAGGACGUCACCUUUGACGAGUCGGUUCCCUACUACCGUCUCUUCCCCUACCGCACUGCGUCCCUCCCUCCCCCGCCGCUCUUCCUUACGCCAGGUCCCCCUCCGGUAGACCCCCUCCCCCCUCAGGGUCCUGCCCCCUCAGGUGUGUCCCAGGUAGAUGCGGUCGAGCCUGUCGAGGUAGCUGUUGACUCUGGUGCUGCUGGGGGUGCUGGGUCUGGGGGUGCUGCGACUGGGGGUGCUGAGCUUGGGGGUGCUGAGCCUGGGGGUGCUGAGCCUGGAGGUGCUGCGUCUGGGGGUGCUGAGCCUGGAGGUGCUGAGCCUGGAGGUGCUGCGUCUGGGGGUGCUGAGCCUGGGAGUGCUGCGUCUGGGGGUGCUGAGCCUGGGGGUGCUGCGUCUCGGAGUGCGGAGCCUGAGGGUGCUGGGCCUGCUCGUGUGGCGUCUGGUGGUGCUGGGCCUGGAGGUUCUUCGGGUGCUUCGUCCCGGCGGGAGCUACUCUCUCCACAGGAGCUGCGUGAGUGGUUUGCCCGGCGCUCGAGGAGUGCUGCUGGAGCUGGCGGUACUACGGACGCUGGAGGUUUUGCUGCUGCUGAGGGUGCUGGUGCAGCGGGUCCCGGAGGUGCUCGUACAGGGUGUACUGGAGCUGCUGGGCCUACGGGUGCUCCUGGUGCUGGAGCUGCUGCGUCUUUUGGUGGUCCGACUGGAGCUGGCGCUACUGGGGGUGUUGGCACUGGAGGUGCUACUGGCGCUGGUGCUUCUGAGGGUGCUGGAGUUGGCGCUGCUGGAGCUGGGGGUUCUACUGGUGCUGGUGCUGUCGUUGGGGGUGCUGGUGCUGUUCCUUCUGGUACUGGUGGCGCUGUGCGGCCACGGCCGUACUUUGUUCCGCUCCUUGAGCAGGUUCUUGGUCUUCCGUCCUCUCUUGGUCCUGCUCCUGGCUUAGAGUGUCCGCCUCCUGUCCAGUCUGAGUCACAGUUACAGCCAGCCUCCCCGCUUCCUUCUCCUUCUCCCUACACUGGUCCUACUGGAGGUCUUGCUGAGCGUCGUGAGCCUGCGUCUCGCCCUGCGUCGCCUGUCCGUGCUGCUCGCACUGGUCGUCGUGGUUCGCGUCAGCGUCCUCCCCCUGUCCCCGGCACGCACCGGAUGUCUCUGCGUCCUUCCACUGCUCCACUGCGUGCCCCUUUGCCUUCUCCUCCCGCGUCCUCUCUUCCUGCACUUCCUGACCCGGAGUCGCACUCCCUUCAUGCUGCGCGUCCUACUGUCACGCGUCUCCUUGCUACUGUCGUCACUGACCCUUCCUUUGAGUCUACUGCUGCGUCUGCCCUAGUUGCUGAGCUUGUCGACUUCGCUGCUCGCUGUCGCCUAGACUACGCUGCCAGUCUUGUCGCUGAGUCUGAGUCUGUCUGUCCUCCGUCCGUCGGGGGUGAGUGUGCUCUUGGCACGGACGUCCUUGAGGACAGGCAGGAGGAGUUCCAGUGCUUGGCUGCUGCUUCACCUCAUCUCGUGUCCAUGCUGCUUGCCCCUGAGGGAGACCCGGAGGCACUCAACAUCCUGACUCCGCGCUCUUACGCUGAGGCGAUAGAGGGUCCCUACUCCUCUCACUGGCAGACAGCCAUGGACGUAGAGAUGGCUUCCUGGAAGUCCACAGGCACCUACGUUGACGAGGUUCCCCCGCCUGGGGCGAACAUCGUCAUCAGCGGCAUGGAGAUGACCACUCUUCGGGUACUGCUGCACAUAGCCGCUCACCGAGACUACGAGCUGCACUCUCUUGACUUCAGCACUGCUUUCCUGCAGGGUAGCCUGCACGAGGAGAUCUGGCUGCGCCGCCCACCUGGCUUCACUGGGACUUUUCCUCCUGGCACCCAGUGGAGCCUCCGGCGGCCAGUCUACGGUCUCCGCCAGGCACCUCGUGAGUGGCACGACACACUGAGGACUACACUUGCGGCUCUUGGGUUUGCUCCCUCUACUGCUGACCCGUCACUGUUUCUGCGCACCGACACUUCUUUGCCGCCGUUCUACAUCCUCGUGUACGUCGACGACUUGGUCUUUGCUACAGCUGACACUGCUGGACUCGCCUACGUGAAGUCCGAGCUGCAGAAGAGACACACGUGCACAGACCUGGGUGAACUGCGCAGCUACCUUGGCUUGCAGAUCACCCGGGACAGAGCACAGCGCACCAUUACCCUGACUCAGUCACACAUGGUGCAGCAGGUCCUUCAGCGCUUCGGCUUCACGUACUCCUCGCCUCAGGCCACUCCUCUGUCUACACGCCACUCGCUCUCAGCUCUGCCUUCGGAUGAGUCCGUAGAGUCGAAUGGCCCGUACCCAGAGCUUGUUGGCUGCCUCAUGUACCUGAUGACCUGCACUCGACCUGACCUUGCAUACCCUCUUAGCAUUCUGGCACGCUAUGUUGCUCCUGGGAGACACAGACCAGAGCACAUGGCUGCAGCGAAGAGGGUGUUGCGCUACUUGUGCAGUACAUCGGGCAUGGGGCUUGUGCUUGGAGGGCAGAGUCCAGUGGUCCUCACUGGGCACGCAGACGCUUCUUGGGCUGACGACCAGGCUACGCAGCGGUCGUCACAGGGUUACACCUUCAACCUUGGUUCCAGCUCUGUUUCGUGGCGGUCUACCCGCUCGUCUUCUGUUCUCGGCUCCAGUUGUGAGGCUGAGAUCUACGCAGGGGCCAUGGCUGCACAGGAGCUACGCUGGCUCACCUACCUGCUGACUGACCUGGGAGAGCCGCCUCGUUCUCCUCCAGUGCUGUACGUAGACAACAAGGCCAUGCUGGCCUUGUGUCGGGAGCACAGACUGGAGCACAGAACGAAGCACAUCGCUCUUCGCUACUUCCUUGCUCGUGAGCUGCAGCAGCGUGGUCAGCUGCGCCUUGCUUACGUGGCCUCUCAGGCCAACACUGCUGAUAUCUUCACUAAGGCACUCGCGCCUUGUGAUCAUCAGCGCUUUUGUACUCUGUUAGGUCUUGUGCCUACCUUGCCUCACUUGCUCACUUCUUGA
Molecule: messenger RNA, 5724 nt
Organism: Closterium sp. Yama58-4
Lineage: Eukaryota; Viridiplantae; Streptophyta; Zygnematophyceae; Desmidiales; Closteriaceae
Source: the annotation of a GenBank genome assembly